Messenger RNA from Blumeria graminis f. sp. triticale, 1650 nucleotides. The record is from the annotation of a GenBank genome assembly. Lineage: Eukaryota; Fungi; Ascomycota; Leotiomycetes; Helotiales; Erysiphaceae.
AUGGAAGAGACCGAGGUAUGGGACUGGCUCAAUUUCUUCAGUGAAACAUUUUUGGAUCAGCUUAAAGGCCCUUUACCAGAACCAUCGAAGGAUCAUCCUAUCGUCAUUGAAGAGCCUUACUUCCAGCUGAAAGGACAGUAUUGUCGGACAAAAUCCACAAGACGCGCACUACAAUCAAUCGGCAAAACCCAAAUUGAUUUCCUUGUCAAAGACAUCGACUUGCCUAAGGAAGGUCCUGCUGAUUGGGAAAAAGUAAAGGCACUGGGUGAGUUUACCAUAUCACCUGGUGAAAACCAAAGGAAAAGAAAUAUUGUACAAUUAUCAAGGUCAGUUCGAGAGGUCUUUUGCGCUCAGCCAUUGAGACGGUUCUUACACGGUUUCUGCUUGUUUGAAGAAGAUUUUGAGCUCUGGCUUUUUGAUCGCUCGGGUGCCUACAGUUCAGGCCCAAAAAAUAUUGUUCGUAACAAGAAGUUGUUUGUUCGAGCAAUAAGCUCGUACCUACUGAUGAGCGAUGAAGAACUUGGCUGCGAUAUGUCUAUUCUCCAUCAUGGAGAAGAUAAAUUUGUCCAGUUUCCCAAAAUUGGAAAAGAUCCAGGCCAAUCAUUUGAGAUCAAGUCUAAUCCUAUUGUACAACCAAUGAGACUGAUCACUCGAGGCACUACCUGCUAUGAGACAAAAGACAAAUUAAAAGUGAUCAAGUACUCGUGGACCAGUUCAGAGGAAAAUACCGAAAUUGACUUCCUGAAUAUCGCCAAGUCUGUGCGAGGUGUUGUAAAUUGUCUUGCGUCAGAGGUUAUAUAUGAGACCAAAAGUCACUUGGAUGACUUGAACCUUUUACGAGCCAUACCUUGGGAUUUAAGAGCUGCCAACAGGUUUAUCUCAAGGGGCAUUAAGCUAAAGGGAGCACCAAUGCAGUGCUUGAAGAGAAAUCGCCGACUAAUCAGGAUAGCGAUGAUACCUCGCGGCCGAUCGAUCUACUCCGGUGGAUCUAUCCUUGAAUUCGUCGCCGGAAUUAGAGAUGCCAUCAAGGGGCAUGAGGGCCUUGUUGCUAAAGAGGUCCUUCAUGGAGACGUUUCUGAAGGAAAUAUAAUUCUUUUGAACCCAUCUCAAGAGGAUGACUUACACGGGAUGUUGAUUGACCUAGAUCAUUCGGUCAAGAUGAAAGGAAAUUUGGCUCUGGAAGAUGAUCGGUCUCUGACGGGCACUAUGAAGUUCAUGGCUCUUGAGAGAUUGCAGCACGCUCGUGACACAGGAAAGUCUAUCGGACGUACUUGUCGCCAUGAUCUUGAGUCAUUUUUCUAUGUGUUCAUUAUAGGAUGCAUAGAAUAUGAAGACGUAUCUGCAAACGAGGCCAAUGAUCUAAAUGAUUGGUGCACAAACGACGUGAAAAGCAACUUCAAAUUUAAAAGAGAUGAUAUCCAAAAUUUCGACAUAGAAAUUCUCGACAGAUUCACGGCUAGUUUCAAAGGGCUCAAGGAACUAGCCGAGAAAUUGCGACAAAUCCUUUUUCAUGAUGACGGCCGAUAUAUUGAAACGCCUGUAGACUGUGGACCUUUGUAUAGCAGAAUGAUCAAGGCAUUGGACAAAACUGUCGAGGAAAUUAGAGCUGGAAGAAUCGAGAAUAAAAUAUUUGAAGCGCGUCGAAAUUAA